CUGGCUACAUGUCCCCGCCCUGAGCAGCCCAAGUGUCAGCUUUCACUGCACGGGGGAGCCUUGGCUACUGUGCGUUCCAUAAUGACCCCCAGAGAGACACAGGUGAUCGAAUCUCUUCAUCCACGGGUUGUGGGCUUCCUCCAGGAUGUGAUCACAGAGCCUGAUACUGUAUCUCUCUACUGAUGGCUGUUACUGGGCGCUUAUAUGUGGAUACAGUUCCAAUUGCUCUAGGUAAGCAGUAAAGGGUUUAUAUUGUCUGCUAUUGAGAGUCUGUGUUUGUAUUGUAUGUAAUGUGGACAUCCACUGUCCUGUGUGUUGUGCGAGUCUGUGUUUUUUAUGCUUUUGUUUACACCCCCACACUAAUAAUAUGCACUAUAUAUAGAUUUGUGCAAACACCCUAGAAUAUAAUGUAUAUUUAUUAAUCCACUAAAAAAAAGUGGCACGCCCUGUGUAUUGCGCUAAGGAUUUAAGGGGUUGAUCCACUAAACAUUUUAAUUGUGGUGAAUACUCCCAGCUAUAUGGGUCACUUUGGAGGAAUAGACCAUAAACUGGAUUAUUGACCAUGGAAUUAUAAAUUGUAGGCCAAGAUGGUCAUAGUGGUGAUAUCCCACUGACUUUAUUUUUCUGCUCUAUUCUGGCUUAAAAUGUACAAUUGUCAUUUCCCUACAAUUCUUGGUUUAGUGUGUAAUCGUUGAUUUAUGUAUGGAUUGUUUUUAUAUUCUAUUUAUCUACACAUCUGUACAAAAUCUAGAGUACAGUGUGUGUGCAGGCUGAUAGUCAUGUUGAGCUGGUUUGGGUGCCUUAUUCUUUGCAUUACUGAAUAUUUGAUGAGUGCAUGUUCUGCUCUCAUUAUCUCUUAGCAUCUGGUGUGUUUGCAGGAGACAUUAGUCUGUGUGGGUGAAGCCAAAUUAGUAGAAUGCACGGGUUUAGCUGGAUUAUAGCUGUUAUUUAUUUCUACUGGAGAUGUUAGGACAGCCAGGCUGCAUGUUGUCACAUUUUAAUAUAUUUUUUGUUUGUCACUUAAUUACAAUAAGCCUUAGAUGCAGGCCUGCAGGAAAGCCCUUGUGCUGGUUGGGAGAAGUUAAGGGUGAGUAAUGUCAGAUACAGGGCGUGAGGUGGUAUAUUCAAUGAUCAUAUAAGAUAGCAGUUAACAUGUUGUUUAUUAUAUAUGUUUAUUAUAUAUAUAUAUAUAUAUAUAUAUAUAUAUAUAUAUAUAUAUAUAUAUAUAAUAUAUCUCAUUUUUUUGUGAAUAAUGUGAUAAGUAAACUGGAAUGAAUGUCCAGAGUGCGUUGGCUUUACAGUACACCUUUUAUUUCUUACCAUGAGAUACUGAAAAAUAUGGCCAUGCUGUCAUGGUGAGGGACUCACUAGCGUACCACAUAUACUAUUUUGUCUGAUUGUAUUUGUGGGCAGACGUUAAAGUGUUCUUUAUUUGUCUGUGUUGGAUAAGGGAAACUAAAGCUUAUUUAUGUUUUUUGCUUUAGUAGAAUGUUGUGGAACAUAUUCUCAUUUGGAGGCAUUCUGUUUUGGGUUUUGCCUUUGAGAAAGUUGACGCUCAUCCUUUGCAUCGGAUAUUGUCAGUGUCCCCUGACACUUGGUGUUUGGAGUGCUGAAAUGUGGUGAAGGCAAUAAGUCGUCCGCUAAUAGAUAUGAGUCACUUGACCAGUUUCUGCACUGUUCUGAUGUUUGUGUUUAUCAAGGAAUCACAUGAUUAAAAUGUAACUGGCUGCUAUAACGAUACUAUUAUUCUGUGAGUGGUGUAACGCGAACCUUUCAAAUCAGCAAGAUCCAAUGAUCAUUGGUACUUCAUGAUGGCAGUCAUUAGUAUCUUGGGUUAGAACCAGUUCAUUCAGUAACGUCAAACUUUGUAUACAUUCCUGAUAUGUCCGUCAUUACUUUAUCAUCCGUUUUAUUUAUAAUACAUUGUAUUGAAAUGUUUUUUGCUUUUUUUUUUUUUUUUUUUGUAUUUUUUUAUUUAUUCAUUUAUUUUAUAAACUAUAUAUCUUUUUUUUGAGAAAACAUAUUAUAAGCUUGUGGUAAGGGACCUCUAGUACCAUAAAUACACAAAGAGAAGUUUUCACUCUGAGGUAAACUGAGUGUGCUAUCCAAGAGUUUCCAUAUGUCCAUAAGCAACAGAAAAUUAACAAUGGAGUCCCAGCAUCCGCAAAUUGCAAAUCACAAGUUCGUUCCAUAAAAGUGUGGAGUUGGCAUUUCAAGCCAUUAAACUGGUGUUUGUCAACACUGUUACAUAUAUAUUUAAAAUAUUACUUUUAUGACUUUUUAAUGAGCAGUAUGUAGUUGCUGAAAGAACAUUAAUGUCUGAAAGAAAAUACUAUAUUAAUUUAUUGUUUUUCUCCUUUUAAUAGGAAAUAUUUGUCCAUCAUAUGUGAAUAAAUCUCUAAAAGUUCAGGUGUCAUGAAAAGGGAUCUUUCGGUGCCUUCUGACAAAUGACAAAAAAAGAGACCAAUAAAUUGGUUGUGUUUUUAGUUUUUCUUUUACAUUUCUGCUAGAAAUAUAUUUUUGAAGUCAUAGUGGACAUUAGAGAAAACAUGGCAAAUACGGUUAGUCUUGGAAGGCAAUAUGACAUUUAAAAAUAAAAACUUACUGUUUUCUUAAAUAUUCUCAGUAUUAAGUUUGUAUUAGAGAUAUUAUUCAUGUUUAAUGUUUUUCAAAUAUUGAUGUACACUUGUAUAUGGGACCGUGCCUGCAAUGAACUGCAAAUCUCAUGAUUACAGCACCAUCAUUAUCCUGCUGAUGGCAACACGUGCCCUCAAGGUUGCCUGUUCAUACCACAAAUUCACCAGUCUAUGUAAAAUAUUACUCUGAAAGAAAUGUGCAAUCUGCUAGUAGAACAUAUACAGGUUUUGUUGGUGCAUAGCGUGUAUGACUAUGUGGGUAACUUCCCUAACAAUCAAAAAGCGAAAAGAAAUGGUUGAGCCAGUUAAUAAAUAGAAAUAUGGACAUAUUUAAUAGAGAGUUAUAGGAGGGAAUGGUGGUAACCCUUAAUUGAUUAAUUUUAUUAAAAAAAAAUAAAAACACAAAAUAAAUCUCAGAUUGUAAUCUGUCUAUGAGAGUGCAAGCAAUUUAUAUUAAGACUUUUUAAUAUGGUAAUGAGAACAGAUGGGUUUUCCUAUACAUGGGUCUGUGCUGGGCUGUGGUCUUAAAUUGGUAAUAAUAAAGUGAGUGGAGUAGGAAUAGCUGCAGUUUUUAGUGCCUGUUAUUUAUCUGUAUUACGUUAAAUACCUAUAUUUCACUCAGUAUAUUACCGGGGCUCUGGUCAACUUUCAGGCAAAGGAGAGAAAUGUAAUUCAAAUGGGUAGGAUUUAGAUAAAGAGUAGAAAGUCUAUUCUAAUAGACGUGGAGGCUACUGUGCCUUCGAGGGCACCCCUUACUCAAAAUUCUACUCUCUCACUAAGCAAAGUUAGAUACCCAGACCGUCCAGAAUUAAAUAAAUAAGAGGAACACCAGUCCGUGGUAGGUAGCUAUGUCAGUUGCCGCGGCUAGAUACAUGAUUGUGACAUGCUGACAUCUCUAGUAUGAAGAUUUUGCUACCCAAGCCCCUGACGUGCACGUUUCGCCAGUCAGCUCAUCAGAGGGGAGCUGAGCACAGGUAAGUAUCAGGGAUUAUAAGUCCGGGUGUCUGUUUAUGAUUUGUCAGAAAGGAUUUGAAUUUUCCAAUACGAGUAGAGGGCGAUGUUUCCUUGCCAAACUUUUCACAGGAAAUUAACCUUUUGUGAUAUAACUGUGGUAGUGGAAAAAGGUUAAAAACAACCAAAUUGAAAAAGAAAUAGGUGCAUUUUUAAAUUGCUUUGUGUGCUCACAGUAUAUAAAAACGGUGUGAGUUUUGGUAAAACGGAUAGUUACUGAAAGAAUAUUUAUUUAUAUUGAGAAUUCUUGUCAUAAUAUAUGAUUUGAAUCCUACGGAUAUGUAUUUAUAAUGCAAGUGUGAGGACCAGUUUGGCCAGAUGAUAAACCGAUACGUAAGUAUCAUAAAAAUUGAUGAUCUUUUGAUAAAUAUUGUAUCAUUUUGGAUGUCAUAUGUUAACACUUUCCUUGGCCGAUAAGGAAUAAUGUGUUUAGAUAGAUGGGGUGGAAUUAGAAAAUUAAGAGUUUUUUAGUAGGAAAAACAGUAAUUUUUCAGUUAACUUGACUUAGUUUCUAUUUUUCAAUUAGGAUAUUGCCUGCGAUUCGUUUAGCAGGCUAUUGGAAAGUGAGUACAGUUAUGUGUGUGAAAACAUGUACUCCAAAUUUAAGUUACAUUGGUAUCCAUUUGUGUAUGUCUUAUGUUAUUAUUAUUUUUAAUGGAUAAAGAAUAGUAUGGAUGGGGUGGAAUUAGCCAGUUAGGAGUUUCUAACUAAAUUAAGUAUCUAAUUUUUAUGAAUUUCUUCCUUAAUAAUUAGGAAUUAACUAUGAAUUCGUUUAGCAAGCUGUUAGAGAGUAAAUCAAGUUGCAUAUGAAAAGACCAUUCUACAGUUUGGGGGUGUGCCAAUAAAAAUGCCCUCCCAGGGUGCCAAGUAACCUAGGUAUGCCUUUUGAGUGAGGGUGACAUUCCUUGCAAAUAUAUUUGCACACAUUAAAAUAUGUAUUUGUUUUGAAGCUUUCUUUGCCAUCUUCAAGCUGGUUCUGUAAUGGCUACAUGCCCAUUCAUACACUCACAUCACCUAGAUAAAGCAAUAAAAAUGCGUUUAUAUAACAAUUUGUGCACAAGUUUCCUCAUUUUGUGGUUUAGCUUUAGCACCAUUUCUCUAUGAAGUAGUGCCAUGUUAUUUUCCUUGUAGUUCCAUGUUGGGGGAACUAUUAUUUUCCAGGAUAUUUAAUAUUAUGUUUACUUAUCUGUGUAUUUAAUAAAUAUGUAUUUGUGGGAUAUGAAAGAUCGAAUUAAACUUACAAAUCUACAACUCUACAAAUCCUGCAACUGGGCUCCCUCCAUCUUGGCUUCUUGUUGAUCAUUGUUAAAUGCUCUGUCCUUUGCAGACAUAGAAGAGGAGAAUCACUGUUUGCCAUGGCCUUUCCAUGUCCGAACUGGAUUCUGAUAUUAUUCGUUAAAUGUUAAAGAAAACCGAGCAUCUUGUGGGAAAAAAAGGUUAGAGGAACACUAUAGUCACCUAAACCACUUUUAUCUUAAUUAAGCCAUUUUGGUGUAUAGAUCAUGCCCCUGUAGUCUCACUGCUCAAUUCUUUGCCAUUUAGGAGUUAAAUCACCAAAACUGCUUUAUUAAUCACAGUGAGAAGCGCCUGUAGCGGCUGUCAAUGAGACAGCCAUUGGAGGCUGGAUUAACCCUAAUAUAGACAUAGCAGUUUCUCUGAAACUGCUAUGUUUACAGCAGGCAGGGUUAAUCCUAGAUAGACUUGGCACCCAGACCACUUCAUUGAGCUGAAGUGGUCUGGGUGCCUAUAGUGGUCCUUUUAAGCUGUAGUUGUUAUUAUGACUACAGCGUCCCCUUAAUGCUGUAACUGCAAGAAAGGUGACUGUUGCCUUUUAUCAUUAGCAGUGUAAAUAUACAAUAUUAUGCAGGGAUUUGCUCCUUUUAGUCUUUGCACCUAUUUGACAGUGAUAUAUUUAUUACAUUAUGUGCCCAAGCAGAUGCUAUUUUUAUUUUAUUUUUUUUCCUGCUUGUUGAGCAAUAUAAUCUUAGGCCAUUGUCUGCAUGGUGCAAAGAAUAGUCACAUGUUAUAAAGGUUCACUAUACAAAACUGUCCCAAACCCAUAUUUUACCACAGUUUAACCUUAUUCAGGGAUGCUGACUUACCAAUACUAGAUGAAAUCUGAAUGACUUACAGAUGCAAAUAAAAGAAUGUAGACUUUGUAGAUUAGGACAAAACUAGUAUGCACAGGGAAAUAGGGCAGGCAAAUUAUUAGCAGCCAAACUUAAAACAAAACUUGUACAGACCAAAAUGCUGUUUCUUCUAUCCGAGGAGGGUAAUAAACUUACUAACACAAAGGACAUUGUAAAUUGGCUCGCUUAAUUUUAUACGUCCCUUUACAAUUUUUUUAAAAACCAAUCCAAAACAUUGCCAACAAUCUUAGGAGGAAAUAGAGGCGUACCUGGACAGGGUUUCUUUACCUACAUUGCCCAAUGAUGAAGCAGCAUUACUGGUGUCCUAUUUUAUUGAUGAAGAGUUUCUCAAGGCAGUGCAGUUAGCACCGGUGCCUUACCACCUCAAAUUGCUUCUGUAUUGGUUACACAGUUCACAGUCCAAUCGUAGAACAACUUUUUAUAGCCACACUCCUUCCACCAACUGUUAUGGAUCCAUCAUAGAAGUCUCCCCUAGAUUACUGAAUGCACGCCUCAAGCAAAAUUCACAUUACUUAUUUGGGAAAUACACUUAACAAAGGUGGCAGAACACACACUAGUUUUUAACCUUCAAAGCUGAGUGUCCAUAGACAUCACCCGGGUCAACCAAAUCUUAAAUAAAGACCGGGUUAAACCAUUUAGAGAACGAUCUAUCUGAAAUGUAAACUUAAGCUUUUUGGGAUAAAGCACAUACUGACCUCAGCGACAAAUGGCGGGUACAACCCAGCUAAGCUAACUGUGUGGAGUAACUUUGUGCAGAAUUUAAAAUACCAGAGAAGCCUUUGCCACUGUGAAUAGUGCUAUUCAAAAUUACACUGGAAAAACUCCAACUCUUGUAAAUGGUUAAUUGGGAAACAGAGCUCAAUUAAAGCUUUUGAUAGGGAAGACUGGAGGACAUCAUUUGUCAAAAUGAUGAAGGCUUAUAUUUUCUUAAACCACUGUGAAGUACAUUAUAAGCUAUCUAUGCGCUGAUCCCUGACUCUGCAUAGAUUGGCACAUGCAUUGCACAAUUUGCUCCAGUUGUCAAGCGGAGAUAGGUGCGGUUUUCACACUGCUUUUGAUCCUUACAAUUCCAGAUGGAUGAUCAGUUGAUGAUCAAAACAUACACUGCAAUUAUGCUACCGUUCCGACAAAUCUUCCUCCCAAAAUAUGUUUCCACUUAAACCCAUAUUGGGGACGACUAGAUCAUGUGGAAAAAUUAAGGAGGUGACGAGACCCACUGCUGUGGGACCCAGAAAUGUGUUAUACUAGGGGGGUGAUGGAAGGAUGAGGAGACCUGUGAUGUGAUGUUAUGAUUUGUUUUACUGUGUAUGUUUCUCAUGUUUAUUGUAACCUAUGUAUAGCAUACUAUUUCUCAGCUUCAGUCUUGCAACAUCACUUUUGGGAGCUGCCUGAAUUAAAAUGGCUGCUUACUGUAACUUCCUCUAAUGCUCAGCAUUAAAGGCCCUCCAUUGUGCGUUUUCCAGUCAAACUGCAUUACACAAACUAAUGCACAGACCCACUGCUCAGGGUUUGAAAAUGUGAUCUGCCUGUUGAAAUAACUGGCACACAAUGAAACGUAACAAUUAAAAAUGGGUCAACUCCAGCCUGGAUUAUCCUUUUUAAGGAAAUUCACUCUGCAUAUUUCUUGCACAAGUUUCUCUGCAGAUUGCAAGACUUGUGAGUUCAAUUAGGUGUGCCUGAAGGAAAAAGACAUUCAGAUAUUUGUGUUUAUCUCCUUUUUUGUUUUUUUGCUCAAUAUGCUAUAAAUUGUUGAAUUCCUAUGUAUUUAAUUGCAAAUUAUUUUUUUGUUUGUUCUGGAUAUUUUGUUAAUUGAAGAAUUUAAAAAGCAAUUCAUGUGAUACUUGCUGACCCCUAAGGCAAUCUUUCUAACUUUUUUUUUUUUUUUUUUAAUCUGUUUUGUACUGUCAUGAAUAUGCAUACUGGAGAUAUUGAUUAUUUUCAUCUGAUAGAAAAUGUAUAAGAAUACAAGAUAUUAAUAUUCUCUAUUUAAAAAAAAAUAAAUAAAAAGAGCUGGUGACCUGGGUGUCUAUAGUGUCCCUUUAAAAACUGACAGUCCAACUGAAACCAUGAAACACAGAUUAACUCACGAACUGGAGCAAUCUGGAACAUGGCCCACAGAUCAACCAAUGAAUGGCUUUUUUUUUCUUAAAUAAAAUUACCUAGUACCCCUGAGCUAGUUAUGGUAUAUAAAAAUAUACAUCUGUGCAUUUAAUACAUACAAAUUCUGUCCUCACAUAGUUUUGAGAACAUAAGGAGUAAAAAGGUCAGCUACAUAUUUUGAAACAAAUCACGAGUUUUUAUAUUUGUCUUGGGAUCCACAUCCACCCCUUAGGCUGAACAUAAGUGUGGCGGACUGCCUGGCACCCCGACUGGGUACCUCCGCCAAUCGAUGCUUCCUAGUGCUCACAGUGUAAUCCAAGCACUCUACCAGACACCAUAACCACCGUAAACCCCACAGCCAGCGUUACAACUUGUUUGGAGUCUCGCUGUCCUCCACCCACCCUGAACCCAAUACCAGGAUCCAGCUUCCAGUGGGUAGGCCUCUCCCAAUCCAGAGAGUAAAGCAAGAUAGCUCUUACAAAAGCUAGUGAUUAUAAUAAUAUAAUAUAAUCCGGGAGUAUGAGUAUAGCAAUCCCUAUAGUGAAUAUAGCUGUUCCCUCCACACAUGAGACAAGGCUCUAUGUUGAGGGUGAAGAGGAACUGGUUUAAUGGGAGCCACAUGCAGCCUUAUAUGCUAUUCCCCAUGCAAGGGGUUUCCGGAUACAUAUUACAGGGGCAUUUCCCCCUCCAGGACACUCCCACACAAUACAGGGUAAUCCCUCCCCUGUGCCUGAGAGAUAAUCGUUUCAGGAACUGUACUAAACUCCAUUAUCUCCAGGUACAAAAAACAUACAUUUUAACAACAUCCAGAAAGUACCACAAAACACAUGGAAACCCCACAAGUCACAUCCCCUCAGAGCCCCGAUCGAGGGGGACCAACAUAUCCAAAAAUCACCCAGAUCGGUUCAGGGUUUCCAUGGAAGUCAUAAUUUUGACCGACUGUGAACAUGGUCCUAUGACCAAAACAGAUCCAGGGAAUCAAGGCUAACGGUCAGUCUCGCUUUCUGGAGUACAAAAGUUAACAAACCACCGGAACAGAGCCUUUUAAAGUGCAUUGGGCAAGGUAUAUUACAGGGCCUAUAGUCCUGAGGCAGGAGGCAAGCAAGCAGGCUCCUCCAGGAGCCCGUGGCGAGGUUCUGUUCACCACAAAAAGCAGCUAGCUUGGUUCAUGAGAAUUUUGUACAGACUGGCACACAUCCAGGCUCACUGACCUGACUCUCCCGACUUAUCAAGUUCAUUACUGAACACAUGAUGCCAGGAUGUAUCUAGCCAGUUGGAAAACCUUCUUGCAAAAGCAAUGAAGCAUAUCACCACUUGUUUCCUUUAAAAUGGUUUCAAAUGCUGUUUUUGUUUAUUUGUGGCAAAUAUUUAUUUUUAUAUGUAAUAAAAUAUAUAUUGUCCUGGAAUCAAAGGGUUGCAAUUUAUAAAACUAUGCGUAAAUGAAGUUGUGUAAAUAUUAUGUAAGUGUUGCCACAUGCACAAUACAUAGACACUGUAUGUGACUUGGUGAAAGCUUUUUAUCACUUAUGUAAAGGGACAAUAGUAACAUAAUUGCAUUAAAAAUAAGCCAGUAGUCUCGACUGCCUGUCUGCACUGAAAGGGUAUCGCUGGUCUGGAACUGGGUGUUAUUUGUUAACUGGGUGUUAUUUACAGACUUAGAGCAGACUUGGAAAAUGAAAUGUUAACGGCAAGUGUACAGGUCACAGCUAGUGGCAAGCAAAGAGUUAUAUUCAGCCACAGGGUUUGUGGCAGGAAAGGGUUAGACUGAUUAGCUGUUCUCAUGUCUACAACUUGGUGGAAACACAACAGAUGGCAGUAGAUCAGAGACGAAAAAAGAGCUUGCUUUAGCCACACAGUCUGUAGGGUUAAAAAUAAAUAAAUCAAAACAAAAAAAUAAGAUUUAAGGGUUUGUGACAAUCUGCUGAACUGAUGUGUUUAACGAAGAAUGAUUGAGUGAGACUCUUGUAGUGCAACUGUCUUGAGCUUCACCAAGCAUUCUGUUCUAUUCAAUUAGCAGAUCUGUAUACAUCACGUAUUUGUAAUCAGAUGUUUGCAUAGUCUGAUGUGUCCAUCUUGGCUCAUGCAUUUGUAUUUAUUCAUUUAUUCUUAGUUCUUCGUAUUCAUUUACACAACUAUGAGAUUGUAAUAUUGCUCAAGAUAGCAUGUUUAAUAGUUGUAUCUAUCGCCAUAUGGCACAGAGUAUGUAAGAUGCAUGAUGGGGAGUGCAAGAGAGUUCUGAGAACUGACAACAGCUUAAAUAGCCUGCCUUCGCUGUGUCCCCGCUCAGAGCUCAAGCUCUUUUUUUUUUUUGUGCCAUUACAAAAAGAACCAGGCCUUGUGCAUAUACUCGCUUCCCUCCUCCGUUAGAUGCUCACCCAGUCUCCACUCCUUCAAAAAAUCGUUAAAAACCCACUUCUUCAUAAAAGCAUUUCAAUUAAACUGUUAAUAGCUCCCGACUGAUUCCUCUCUUGUAACUGUUAUGAGUCUAAUACUUCCCUUACCUUUUGUGUCACUAUACCCCACUCCCUCUAGCAUGUAAGCUCGUUGGGCAGGGCCCUCAACCCCUCUGUUCCUGUGUGUCGAACUUGCCUGGUUACUACUACAUGUCUGUUCAUCCACCCAUUGUAAAGCGCUGCGGAAUUUGACGGCGCUCUAUAAAUAUCAUAAUAAUAAUAAUAAUAAUAUCAGACUAAUCACACUGAAAAGGGCAGAGCAGAUCCAUAAUGCAGGCCGGCUCUCUCUGCACAAGCGAUACAGCCCCCCAGAUGAUUGUUUCAAUCUUGUUGGGCAUUGUCCGUGAGGUUUAGCCGAGAGCAAAAACAAAGUGCAAGAGAAUAUGGAGAACGGACAAAAGCUCACAUAGCCUGCACUUCGGUGGGUCCCUGCUCAGAUCUCAAGCUGGUUUUAGCUCAUCUUAUGCCAUUACAAAAAUCUAAAUGUAUUCAUAGUUGAGAAACAAACCGGCAUAGCCAUUAAAGUGAGAAUUCAAAGUAAAUUUCAAAUGUUAGGCCAAGGUAACUGAUCUGGAAGCACAGUUAAUGAAUUCAGCUAGUUUGGACUUAAAUUUGAAAUCCACUUUGAAUUUAUAAGUCUUUUUGAUACAAAAAAAAGGCAUUGGGUAACAUUCUCUUACGGUUUUAGCUUAAAUAUUGAGAAAUAAUUUGGUUGAACGCCAACAGGGAAGGUUAUAGAUUUCAGAACUCCAGCACUGACAGAGCGUGAAUAUAAGAAAUACCUAGAGAAUGCUUAUCCAAAACAAUGUGAUAUGCAGGAGUCAAGGAGUGCCUGAUAUUGGGUGAAAAAUGCAAAAUUGAAUUCCAUGUUAGAGGAACGUGUUUAGAGCAAGGAUGGAUCCCACUGAUAAGAGGGGGAGACUAUGCAUGGGACACAGGUUUUAUUCAAUAUCUUUUAAGAGAUGAUCACUUUGCUUAUAUGAGUCAAGUGAAGACUAUGUGUUAUUCCUGUAUCCCUUUCAAUCUAGUUAUUAAUGACCCCAAUCAUCUUUUACAUUUAAUAUUAUAUAUAUUUUGAUUAUGAAUAGCAAAUUGCUUACAUACUUUUUUUAUUUUAUUUAUUUUUUUAUAUUUUUACCUAAAACAUACAUAUGGCUUCUGUUAUAAUGUAAGAUUCAAAUAUUUUUAGUAAUCAAUUAUAUGGUUUAAUGUUUCAGUUGCUCAAUAUAAUUACAAAAACAUUUAGAAUUUCUCUGAAAACAGUAAAUGUAUGUUGUCCCUCCAUAUGCUUUAUUUGUUUUGUUUACUACAGCUUAAUGUAGUUGUUCUGGUGAGUAUAAUAGCUCCCUUCAGGCAUUUUCGUGUAAACUCUGCCUUUUCAAAGAAAACUUUUGGUCGCCUAACCACCCUGAAGUCCCUCUAGUGGCUGUCUGGUAGACCGUCACUAGAGGUGCAGUUAACCCCUCAAAGUAAUUAUUGCUGUUUCUGAGAAACACUUGCAGGGUUAAAGAUAUUGGGACACUGCACCCACACCACUUCAAUGAGCUGAAGUGGUCUGGGCUCCUAUAGUGCACACGCUCUGACACACAUUCACUGGCAGAUGCACACUGACAGUCUCACACACACACACACACACAAUGGCAGGCAGACGUCAUUGACACACAUUGACAGAUACACACUUAUAGUCACACACAUACAUUCAAUGACAAACACAGACUCCCUGAUUUGACAUAGACAUACACUGAUAGUCACAUAAUCAGAGACUCUCACUAAUUUGACACACAAUCAGACACACCCCAUAUACUCCCAGACAUGCUCGCACACGCACACACACAGACAUACAGACACACACAUUCACAACUUAAUCUAGAAAACACGUAUGGUUAAUAAGAACACUUGUAAAGUUUGCUUUGAAUGCACUGAUGUGGUAUACAGCACAGUUGCUAAAGCUUCAGAAACCAUUUUUUUAACCUUGCUGCUUUCUUGCUUAGAGCUGAGAGAGUUCUGGUUGUUUUAUUUCUAUGUAAGGAAGAAAUGUGGAUCAAACUUUAUGAUGUAUUGACUUUGUAUUUUUCCUUCAUAUGCUUAUUUCCCAGUAGCUCAGUGUGUGUAUGUAUGUGUAUGUUUACAUAAUUACAUAUAUAUUGCAUGUGCAUGUGUGUAUAAUUGAAAUUUUUUUUAUUUUUUUAUUUUUUUUAUUUUUUAUUUUUUUAAUAUAUGUAUUUUACAGGGCAUAAAGGAAGUAAAAAGCCUGUUGGAUUAUGACAAGGUAAAAUGUAUUUAUAUAUCAGCAGCAUCCUAAGUAUACCUAGACAUGUUGGGAGGCAUACGUUAAUAUAGAACAAAAAAACUUAAAUAUUUGGCAGUAGUAGUAAUUUAUUAAUUAACAGUGAUUUGUUAGCAUUUUUUGAUUGUCAAGUUAGAACUAUUUUAGCUUGUUGACUCAGAUCAUUGUAAAAUGUUCUUUUAAAGGAACACUCCAAGUGCCAACACUAGUACAGGAGACUGUAUUGGUAGUGUUAGGAGUACCUUGGAGCUGUCCCAUAGUAAAAUGUCAAACCAUUUUUAGAUUGGUUUUGCAACAUACUUGUCCUACCAAGCACCCACAUCUGCAUCCCCUGCAUUUCGUCUUCAGGAGAAUCUGAAUUGCUCCAUGGAGUAAAGUGGGGCGACACAGGACUGUGCUCUUUGGCUAAUAGUAUCAGCUGAGCUCCCUUAGCCAGUGAAUACGCUCCUGUCAUAUGUGGGCACCAGGCUACUCAUUGCACCAUAACAACUACAACAGGCUUGGAGUGUUCUUUAACAUACCAUUUAAAGUGAUUUUCUAUCGUUCACAUUAUAAUUAUUAUUAAGGAGCCAAAAAAAGAUAAUUCCAAUUUAGAAAAUAAAUUGUAAAGUAUGAAUCUCUGAAUUAUAACAUUAAUGAGUAUCCAAAGCAGAAAAGUUUUCCUGCGCUAAUUAUUUAAACCCAAUUACUUGUUCAGAUGUAUUCCUAAAGUCAAUGAUCUAUCUGCCUCAUUAUGAAACUGGUAGUAAUAAUUAUAAUUGUGUACCUAUAACACAUUGACAUUUAAUUUUAAUAUUUAACGAUUUAUUCAUCUGAAAUGGGCAUUUACUAACACAACACAAACAGCUUAUUUUUUUUACAUGUCAUUGUCCAUCCUUUCUUUCCUUAUCUUUUGUGUCUUUAUCUAUUUGCUUUUUAUUCCUACAUUCUACUAUUACUGUCUUUCUCUAAUUUUUUAGGAACUGCUAAAAAAAAAUUGAUGCUUUUUAUAUUUUGUAAAUAUUUAAUUACAUUUUUAUCAACUCUAAUUCUCCAUUAAUACAUUUGUGUACUCUAUUGCUAUGAAGGGAAGUAGAUAGCCCAUACAUUUUGUUUUUCUCAUGUUUUCUUAAUAUUUUACAAUAUUUUUAAGAAGGACGUGAUUAGGUAUUCUAAUGUAUGUUAAAAUUUCUAUAGAAUGAAAAUAUAUACUUAAAAUUUUUAUUUAUUUAUUUUUUUAGACUUUAUAGAUCUUGAGUAUCAAACCUAUGGACUAAUUAUUAUAGCCCGAUAAGCUAUAUUGUCUGGUUCAGAAAAGUACCUUCACCUGCAAAAAUGGGAAAUCAUCUACCUUCCGGUGCAGCCAUGGUUCGCUUCUGUCACAAACUAAAUAGAGUUAAGACGCUGGAAGAUGACUUAAUGGAAACAUCGCUGAAAAGAUGCCUGUCCACGGUUGACCUUACCCUCUUAGGUGUGGGUGGUAUGGUUGGGUCUGGCCUGUAUGUACUAACAGGUACAGUUGCUAAAGAGAUAGCAGGUCCAGCUGUCAUCCUAUCAUACCUUAUCGCUGGCUUUGCCUCCUUGCUAGCUGCUUUUUGUUAUGCCGAGUUUGGUGCAAGAGUGCCAAAGACUGGAUCUGCCUAUAUGUUUACUUAUGUUUCUGUUGGUGAGAUUUGGGCCUUUCUGAUCGGAUGGAAUGUAAUACUGGAAUAUAUGAUUGGUGGAGCGGCAGUGGCAAGAGCAUGGAGUGGCUAUCUGGACUCCAUGUUUGAUCACAAAAUAAAAAACUAUACUGAAACCCACAUUGGUUCUUGGAAUGUCCCAUUCCUAGCGCAUUAUCCUGAUUUCCUAGCUGCAGGAAUCUUGCUGAUUGCCACUGCAUUAAUUUCUUUUGGAGCCAAAGUGUCCUCAUGGCUUAACCACAUUUUUGCUGGUAUCAGUAUGGCAAUCAUUCUAUUCAUUCUAAUCUUUGGCUUCAUCCUUGCAGAACCAAAAAACUGGGGUAAUGAAUAUGGUGGUUUUGUUCCUUAUGGAUUCUCUGGUGUCAUGUCUGGCACUGCCACAUGCUUUUAUGCCUUUGUUGGCUUUGAUGUCAUAGCAGCAUCCACAGAGGAAGCCAGGAACCCUCAAAAAGCUGUUCCAAUUGCAACAGCUGUCUCUCUGGGUCUUGCAACAGCAAUCUAUGUUUUGGUGUCCGCAGUAUUAACAUUAAUGGUACCUUGGAACUCCCUUGUGCCAGAUUCUGCUCUUUCUGAUGCAUUUUACAGACGUGGCUAUUCAUGGGCAGGAUUUAUUGUUGCUGCUGGUUCCAUCUGUGGUAAGUUUAAGCAUGUAAUUACUACGUGGAAAAUGUAUCUCUUGGUUGGAACAUUUGAUGAUGUGUUUGACUAUAUUGCUUAUAAGACACAUUAGGCAAUAUGGUUCAGCUGGGGGAGAAAUGACUUGAUGGAUUUGUGAUUCGUCCAUGCAAUAGUUUCACAAAAUCUAUUCACAUUAAUCAAAAGGGCCAAUAAGUGUACUUUAAAAUAUAUAUACAUACAAAUAUUAUGUAUAUACUUUAUAGAACACUGAUAGGCACAUUUUCAUGACAUUUGGUUCACAGAUUAAAGGGACACUAUAUAGUAACAACUACAGCUUAUUGAAUUUGUGAGUAAAAUCAUUACCUUCAGGCUUUUUGCUGUAAACACUGUCUUUUCAGAGAAAAUGCAGUGUUUACAUUACAGCCUGGUGAUAACUUCACUGGCCACUCCUCAGAUGGCUGUUAGAGAUCCUUCCUGGGUCAUGGCUGCCUAAAAUGCAUCCAAACAUUCAGUGUCUCCUCCCUCUGCAUGCAGACACUGAACUUUCCUCAGAGAUGCCUUGAUUCAAUUCAUCUCUAUGAAGAGAUGUUGAUUGGCCAGGGCUGUGUUUGAAUUGUGCUGGCUCUGCCCCUGAUCUGCCUCCUUGUCAGUCUCAGCCAGUCCUAUGGGGAAGCAUUGUGAUUGGAUCAGGCUACCACUUCUGCUGAUGGCAGUGGGCAGGUCUAAAGGAAACAAGGAUAAAGUCAGCAGCUUCAGGCUUGAAUACAAGUAAGAUUGUAUUAUAUUUAGGGAGGCAUGAGGGGACCAGGGUGGCUAGAUGGUCAUUUUAACCCUAUAGGUUCAGGAAUACAUGUUUGUGUUCCUGACCCUAUAGUGCUCCUUAAGUAAGAAGUAACACAUACUAGUACACAUUUUCAGCAAUUUCCACUUUAGUAAAUAACUGUGUGUUACUAGAGUGACCUCCCAAUGCAUCACAUGUUUGUUUUUUUUAUGUUUACUAUGAGUUUGAGUAGUACAAUAUGUAGGCGUCCCCUUUUUUUUUGGUCUGAAGCAAUUUAACUCAUACACUCAUAUGUGGGUGACAGACAGGUCCAGGCAAAUAUCGGUGGGCCAAAAUUGCCAUGAGCUGAGUUUAACAGGGGAGAUCAAAGGAUCUCCGCUGCUGACCAAUUCAGGGCAGGUGCUAUCCAAGUGUUGGUCUUGUUUUGUGCUUUUACAGGCUGGUGGGGAGAUCGAAGAUCGGUUAACUUUUCUGACUGGUACAGUCAAACUAUUAGUCCUGCAAGCUCUGACAGUUCAGCGCAUUGCUGCGGGUUUCCAAGGCAGUAGCCAAUGCAUCACAAUGCAAUCGCUCGCAAGAAGAGUGAACGCAACCUGCAACGUAAAUGCUAUAUUAACAUUAAUAAAUAACUAUAUAAAUUAAUUUGCUUUCAUCUCACCCUCACACCACACAAAUAGUCCCUAUCACACCCAACACAUUGACACAUUGCACCCCUACACACACACUAGAUCCAGUAUAGACACAUACUGCACCACCUACACACACCGUACUGUCCUGACAUGCACUAGAUAUCCCAUACAUACUAGAUACACACAUCUACUGUACAUACUCUGAAUUCCCUAGGCACACUAGAUACAUUAUUGACACAUAUUGCACCACCUACACUCACAAUAAAUUCAGAGGUGUAACUAGAAACCACUGGGCCCCGCUUCAAAAACUGCCCUGGGGCCCCACAUACAGCUACCUCCUACCCCACAUGUCCCUGCCCAUCCCCCACAUGCAGACAAACAGAUAUACAUACAGAAACACACACACACACACAGACCCAUACAUACAGACACAUGUAGAAACAUAUACACACACUCAGACAUACAGACACAAACACGCACACUAAGAGAGACGCACAGACACACGCAGUGGUGUAUCCUGUUUUUGUGCUGCCCUCGGCAUGACAAAACUCAGGCGCCCCUUCCCCUGCCACCCACUCUUCUAAAUACACACACACACACACACACACACACACACACACUCUCACUCCAGCUUCCUCGCACAUCGCAGAGUGAUGCCGGGAGCUGGAAUAUGACAUCAUAUUCCGGCUCCCGACAUCACUCUAUGGCGCAUGAGGGAGCUGAGCAGAGACAGCUCACUAAUCCGUGCUCCCUCGCCAGCGCUGCCUGCCCGCCCGGAUUGUCUGUAAGCCACCAGGCUAACAAGACAUUUGCCUGGGCAUUUGGGGACAGCUUUUUUUUGCUGCCCCCUGGAAAGUGCAGCCCAAGGCAAAUGCCUUGUUUGCCUCGUGGGUAAUACGUCCCUGGACACAUGCACACUUACAGACACAGACAAAUAUUUAAUAUUAAAUGUCCACCCAGCCUCCCUACCUGGAGAGCUGGCGUGGAUCUGUCCUUUUGGGUCCAGUGGGGCUUCAGUGCGGUGGGCAGCAGAGUUCUUGUCAGAUGCGGCGAGAGAGCUAUGUUCUCUCUGCUCUGCUCCCUUGCGGGCUGUCUACUGAUGCCGGGAGCCAGAAUAUGAUGUCAUAUUCCAGCUCCCCGCAUCAGCAAACUGCGCGCGAGGGAGCAGAGCAGAGAAAACACAGCUCCCUCGCUGUGUCUGACAGGAACUCUGCCGCCCGACGGGGGGGUCCAUUAGGUGGCCAGUGGGCCACCUCUUGGGCGCCCUGAUGACAGUGAGAACACGGGGGGCAGUAUCUAGGCGGCCCACGAUCGCAGCAGUCGCAGCUGAAACCCCUUGCGGCACUGGUAGGUAAGCCACUGAGUACAUUCCUGACAAGCAGUAGAUCCCCCUACACACACUACAUCUCCUAGGUACACACUUGGUCCCCUAUAUGCAAACACUCACUACAUUCCCUUAACACACUCUCUACUGCCCUCUAAUCUAUGUGCACAGUUGCUACAUGACACGUAUACUCUCAGUCUCUACAGCCCCUAUAAAUUGCAGCCCCAGGCCUCAUAUUACACCACAAGCACAACACCACUUAAAUCAACACAUUUACACAAAACAUUACACUACAAGCAGCCACCAAACACAUGCACAAUACUCUUUCCUGGACCUUUUGUCCUUUGGUAUCCCACUUAUGCAAGUGUGUCAUUAAAUUUGCUUGAUCUGUGAAGUACAAACACAGGGACUUUUACACAUGAGUGCUCUUAAGUAGGACUCCAUGCAGGGCAUUGAACUAACAUGCUCACUUUAAAGGUGGGGUUCUUGUCAUUGCUGAUGACACAACACACACAGUUUCUGUUCCAACCCUUCCCAAUUUUUUUUUUCUUCACAUUUUGGCACUGGUGACAGGCAUACCUCCCAACUGUCCCAGCAGGAACACAUUGAAUUUAGGAUCCUUGUCUCAUUUUACUGGAUUUGUUCAAUGAUGUCCACCAAAUGGGGACACCAUGAAAAUGUUCCAAAAUAGAAUCUCUAGCUGUGCAGAGUAUUUGUCACGGCACUAAGCCCAUUGCAGAGCGCUUCAAGAACAGUCUGCAUAUGUAUAUCCCUGAAUGGAGGCAGCCAGAGUGGCUCUUAGCCAGCCUCUAGGUUAACAAUCCCCCAUUUAUGGUGGGUCACUUCUUUAUAGACUGGUCCUGUUGACCUGCUUAAAUGGCAUCCUGGAUCCAUGCUUUACAUUGCUGGCGUUAGUAUGUUUUAUGAUGCCACAGCAUUUUCAUUAGAUAAGAUGUUUUAAUAACUGAUUGUGAAUAUAGGUAAUUUACAUUGCUAUUUUGUACAUGUCUUUUACCAGCACUAAUUGUUCUCACACUUUCUUUUCUAGCAAUGAAUACUGUUCUUCUGAGUAAUCUUUUCUCCCUCCCAAGGAUUGCCUAUGCAAUGGCAGAAGAUGGCUUAUUUUUUCAGUUUUUCGCCAAAGUAAACCCAACCACCAAAGUACCAAUCAUUGGCAUUGUAGUUUUUGGAAUUUUGAUGGCAUUUUUAUCCCUUAUCUUUGAUCUGGAAGCUCUAGUGCAGUUUCUGUCUAUUGGCACACUUCUGGCCUACACUUUUGUUGCAGCAAGUAUUAUUGUGUUGAGAUUCCAGCAAGACAAAACAGAACAGUCCCACCCAGAAGACCAAGAACCAAAACCCCAACCAUUAGACAUUAGAGCUGCUGGUGAAAGGAUUGUUGGAGAGGAAAUGAAGGAAUAUGAGUCCUUUUCAGAUAAACUCCAGCUGGUAGAGACUCAGAAAAAAGCUAAGGAAAGAAGAGAAACUGGACACCUAAAAGCAGUCUUUGAGCCAUACUUGAAGUUUUUGAGUGACUUUUAUCCUGGGGAGGUAGUCACCAUAGCAGUGGUGUUGAUGAUGGUAUUCUCCAUAUGUUUGUGUUCCAUUCUAGUAUUUGGAACCACUCAUUUACAUCUCCCCACGUGGUGUUUUUAUUUACUACUUGUUAUAUUUUUGAUUGGGUUUUUAGUCAGUCUGUUUUUUAUUUGGGUCCAUGAACAACAGAAGAAAAUUGCAACAUUUGAGGUAAAUCACAAUACAUGAAACAGAUUUUGUGCAAUGACAAGUACUAUCUAUGUAAAUUGAGGUUAAUUUCUGCUAUAGAAAUGCAUUUAAAUGAAACAUGCACUUUACUUAUAUGAAUUAAUAAUUGUAUUUUUGACAUAAUAUGACUGGCCUUUUCUUGCAGCUUUAUACGGUUUAAUACAAAAAUAUGGUUCAGCAUUAAUCAAUAGAAAAAGGCAGCAACCCUAAAGGGGCAAUCCCUCUAAACCCUUUAGAGAAUAUACAAAAAUAAUAAGAUAAAGGGCUGUGCGAAUAGACAAUAAAAAAUAGAUAUUUGGAACAAGCAAGAAAUAAGUCCAUGUGAUCGUCCUCACAAAUAAUAGUCUCUUGAUCGUAGACAUUUUAGUCCUUAGUACAGCAGGACUUUUCUUUGGGUAGGGCAGCUGUCUUUAUUUUCUUGAUGUGUGUGUGUGUGUGUGUGUAUAUAGGAAGACAAAAGCUGAAAGGGCGGAAAUAGUGUAAUACAUCAAAUCUAGUUAUAUAAUUAAAAAAAUUACAGUAUCACACUCACAUUUUAUAGAGUCUUAGCCAGCUCUAGCGUGUGGUGGUAUAAUCCACACUUAUAAGAUGUAUUGGAGGUGUCCGUUUGGUUCACCAUGACAGGAACCCAGGGAAAAAUAGAUAAGGCGACAGAUGGGGUUCUCAAGUGAUGUAUAUGAUAAAAAAUAGUUAAAAUAUACAGUGGAACCUCUGAAUUCGAACUCAAUCCGUUCCAGAAGGCUGUUUGAGAACCGAGUUGUUCGAAAACCGAAUCAAAAUUUCCCAUAAGAAUUAAUGUAAAUUAGAUUAAUCCAUUCCAGACCCCCAAUAGUACAGCAUUUUAACACACAUUUUACAGUUUAAUAAUGCCUUAAAUGCAUAAAAUCAUACAGAAAACCAAUAAACACAAUGUAAAUGAAAUGAAACUGUUACUUCAGCUCUGUUUGCCGACAGAAUGGAGCUCUGGUCACAGACAGAAUGGAGCUCUGUUAACUUUGUCUAGUGCUAGGAGACCGAUGCGUCCUACCAACGAGUUUUAUAAGUGGAACCAUAGAGGUUAAUGCUGUGUGAUUUUGUUCUAAUACCGAGAUAUUUUUUUUUUUUCUCAAAUAUAUUUUUGUUUGAAUACCGAAUUGUUUGAGUACGGGAGCGUACUUAAAAGAAGGCAAAAAAAACCUAGUCUGAAGCGCUUCCAAUUUUGCAACAAACUAGGAAAAAAAUCCUUCUUGAUCCCAAAAUAGCAGUCAGAUGUGUCCUUGGAUCAAGCAGCUAUUACCCCAUUAAUUAUAAAUGAUAUCCCUGUAUGUUAUGUUUUUGUAAGUAUUUAUCCAAUUGCAGUUUAAACAUCUGUAUGGACUCUGAUAAAACCACCUCUUCAAGCAGAGAAUUCCAUAUUCCAAACUUUUCUUUGCCUUAGAUGAAAUCUCCUUUCUUCCAGCUUAAAUGUGUGACCUUGUGUCCUAUGUAUAGCCCUGUUUAUGAAUAGAUUUCCAGAUAAUGGUUUGUACUGGCCCUUGAAUAUAUUUGAAUUUAAAUUUUUUUGAACCUUUCUUCAUAACUAAAAUGCUCCAUUCCUUUUAUUAAUUUUGUAGCUCGUCUCUGCACUUUUUCUAGUGCCAUGAUAUCUUUCUUUAGAACAGGUGCUCAAAAUUGCAAAGCAUAUUCAAGUUGUGGUCUUACUAGCAAUUUAUAAAGAGGCAAAAUUAUAUUUUCAUCCAGAGAAUGUAUGCCCCUAUUUAUACAUGACUAAACUUUACUGGCCUUAGCAACUGCAGAUUGUCAUUGCAUAUUGCUGCCUAAUUUGUUGUCUAUAACAAUUCCCAAAUCCUUCUCGUGUGAUUUUCCUUAAUUCACUACCAUUUAAGGUGUAAGUUGCUUGUGCAUUCUUGACCCCGAAAUGCAUAACUUUGCAUUUCUCUACAUUAAAUUUAAUUUGCAAUUUUAGUGCCCAGUCCCCCAAUCUAUCCAAAUCCCUCUGCAGCAAAACCAUAUCCUACUCACAUUUUAUUACUUUACAAAGUUUUGUGUCAUCUGCAAACACUGAAACAUGGCUUUCAAUGCCUUUAUCAAGAUAAUUUAUAAAUGUUAAAUAGAAGCAGUCCCAAAACAGAACCCUGAGGGACACCACUUACCACUUUUGUCCAUCCUGAAAAUUUACCAUUAAUGACCCUGAGGGACACCACUUACCACUUUUGUCCAUCCUGAAAAUUUACCAUUAAUGACAACUUGUUGUACUCUGUCCUUAAGCCAAUGUUCUACCCAAGAACAAGAAUAUUCAUCUAGACCAAUUUCUUUUAGUUUGAAGACUGACCUAUUGUGAGGAACCGUAUCAAAUGCCUUGGCAAAAUCCAAGUAGAUCACAUGCACUGCUACACCCUGAUCUAUACUUCUACAUACUUCUUUGUAGAAUGCAAUUAGGUUAGUUUGACAUGACCUAUGUUUAAUAAAACCAUGCUGAUUAUUGCUAAUAACAAAGUUCUUCCCAAUGAAUUCCUGAAUAUUAUCCCUUAUUAGCCCUUCAAAUAUUUUCCCAGUCACAGAAGUUAAGCUCACAGGUCUAUAAUUUCCAGGCAAGGAUUUCCUGGAAGUACUUCCUCCAAUCUGAUACUAUACCUGAAACACAAGAAUCUUGAAAAAUUAAAUACAGAGGUUCACUUAUUUCCCCACUUGGCUCCUUAAGUACUCGUGGGUGAAACAGUCAGGCCCCACAACGUUAUUUACAUUUUCUUUAACUGCUGUAGCACCAAUCACAAGUUAUCAGUAGUUUUUUUUUUUUUUUUCAGCAAUCAUUUGCAUAUCUCUUGCAUUGGAUUCUCAUUAAUCUAUACUGAAGAAAAUGUAAUUUAAAAUGUCUGCCUUUUCCUGGUCUUCAUUAGCUAACAGACCCAUCUCUGUUUCCAGUGUACCUACACUUUAAUUUAUUUUCAUUUUAUUUUUAAAAAAUUUUUUUUUUAGAAAUGAUGUACUUGAAAAACAUUUGGGUUUGGUUUUGCAUUCUUUGGCUAUCAAUUUCUCAUUUUCUAGCUUAGCCACUUUAAUUGCCUUUUUGCAAGCAUUUUUUUUCUGCCUUAUAUCUUAUACAGGUUGCCUCUGAUUUGUCAGAUUUUUAAAUGCUCUUUUCUUUUUAUCUCUUGUUUUACUUCUCUACUAAGCCACAUUGGUUUCACUUUGUUUCUUUUAUAUUUAUUACCCAAUGGUACAUACUGAGAAAUGUACCUUUCCAAUAUUUGUUUGAAUAGUUUCCAUUUAUCCGCAGUGUUUUUUUCACUAUAAGGAGUUAAUGCCAUUCGAUAUGUUGUAGAGCUGCCCUAAUAUUAUUGAAAUAGUUUUUUUUUUUAAAUUAUAUGUUUUAGUAUACCCCAUGUGCAUUUGCUUUUUUGAAUUUUUUUAAUUGCCAUAUUGUGAUCACCAUUUUUCAAAUGCUCCCCUACUUGAAUGUUGGUCAAAACAUUGUUUGUUAUAACAAGAUCCAGACAAGCAUCCUUUCUAGUUGGUGCUUGUACCAGUUGUGACAUGAAUUUAACACAUUAAAAAGCCUGAUUCCCCUUGAUGAAGUACUAGUCACUCUAUCCCAAUGUAUGCCCGGAUAAUUAAAAUCUCCAAUUAUUAAUGUGUUACCCCGAUUUGCAGCUUUCUCAAUUUGCUCUAACAGCUGUACUUCCUCAUUAAUAUUUACAUUAGGUGGUUUAUAACAUAUGCCAACCAAUAAUUGAUUUCCCUUUGUUUGCCCCAAGCAGACCUCUACCCAUAAAGCUUCCACAUUUUCUUCGUCACACUUCACAUGCCUAAGAUUUGACUUUAACUCAUGGUUGACAUACAAACAUACCACACCACCCUUCUUGCUUUUCUUAUGCUUCCUAAAUAAUGUGUACCCAUUUAAGUUAACUACCCAGUCAUGUGCAGUGGUGUAUCCUGGUUUUGUGCUGUCCUAGGCAGGACAAAACUCAGGCGCCACUCCCCCCUGACCCGCAUUCUAAAUACACGCGCGCACACACACAGGCAAACACACUGUCAGACACACACACACUAGCAGACAAACACACUAACAGACACACACUAGCAGACAAACUCAUACACUCACUUUUUAAAAAAAAUGUAUUUAACCCCCCCAGCCUCCUUACCUUUAGGAAUGCUGGGGGGGUUUCUCCCUCUCCCUGGGGCUGCCGGUCGGGUGACGCUGGUGAGGGAGAUGUCUUCCCCUGAGAUGUCUGCUCAGCUCCCUCGGGAGCCGGAAUAUGACGUCUAGGCGAGUAACCCGUUUGUUGGGCUCUCUCCCCCGACCCACCCCCCCCCCGUCUUUCACCACAUAGAGAUGGUGAAUGGGGCAAGAGUCCCCAAUCUAACACCUGGGCAACUUCCUAAUGUUAAGAAAAAUUGAAAACUAGUGUGAAAUGUGUGGCACUUAUUUAUUAUUUAUGUGAUUUUUUUUUUAUUUUUUUUUGGAUUUUUUUUGUACAGCAGCUGUAAUCACUCUAUGGACACUCCAAAUAACUCACCAAACAAAUAGUAUACCAAAUAUGCACUGUAUAUUAAGGUGAUACACCCCUACCUAAUCUAUAAAGUGUGAGUGCAGCGCUUAAUUGUAGAAGAAGGGACUUAACUUUUAAAAGGCUGCAGAGUUUAGAGCCUAUCUUCAAUGGAUGUUCUGUCAGCAGCUCUCAGUAAAAUGCAAUUGUUUCUCUAUCAUUUUUACUUACUUGCAUUUUACUGGAAUCUGCUGAUAGAACAUCCCAGAUUUGGUAAACUGCUUAAUGUUGCCUUAUGGUUAAUUCUGCUCUAAUGGGUGGUAAUAUGAGCUAAAUGGACCUAAAUUACCAUAAACAAAGUCCAGAUCUAAAAUAUCAAUCUCUUUCCCUAUUCAGUUAAGUUCCAGCAACAUUCAACUGUUGAUUAAUCAUCUAACCUGUCUGUUAAUUAGGGUUGGUUAAUAUUGACAUAGGCAUGUUUUUAAAAACCUAUUCUGUUAUUUUCAUUUUCCAGGUCCCAUUAGUCCCACUGAUUCCUGCUACGAGUAUACUUUUGAAUGUAUAUCUCAUGCUUAAACUGAACUACAUGACAUGGAUUCGAUUUAUGGUGUGGUUAGCUCUUGGUAAGUUGCCUCUUUUUGUGUGUGUGUGUUUUUUUUGUUUUUUUAUCCCCAUUUAAAGGGACACUAUAGUCACCAUAACAACUACAGCCUAUUGAAUUUGUUCUGUUGAGUAGAAUCAUUACCUUCAGGCUUUUUGCUGUAAACUUUGUCUUUUCAGAGAAAAUGCAGUGUUUACAUUAGAGCCAUUGAUAACUUCACUGGCCACUCCUUAGAUGGCUGUUAGAGAUCCUUCCUGGGUCAUGGCUGCCUAAAAUGCAUCCAAACAUUCAGUGUCUCCUCCCUCUGCAUGCAGACACUGAACUUUCCUCAUAGAGAUUAAUUGAUUCAGUUCAUCUCUAUGAGGAGACGCUGAUUGGCCAGGGCUGUGUUUGAAUCAUGCUGGCUCUGCCCCUGAUCUGCCUCCUUGUCAGUCUCAGCCAAUCCUAUGGGGAAGCAUUGUGAUUGAAUCAGGCUACCACUUCUGAUGAUGUCAGCAGACUGUUUGGGUUUUUUUUGUUUUGUUUUUUUUUUUAACCCCUUUAGGACACACAACGGAAAUAUUCCGUCAUGAUUCCCUUUUAUUUCAGAAGCUGUAUCCUUAAGGGGUUAAUCAAACAACAUGCAGAGUUACAGCUUCAGGCUUAAAUACAAGUAAGAUUUUGCUAUAUUUAUGGAGGCACGAGGGGCCCAAGGGGGCUAGAUGGUGUUUAUAACACUAUAGGGUCAGGAAUACAUGUUUGUGUUCCUGAUCCUAUAGUGAUCCUUUAAGACCCGGAUCAUAGCUAAUCAUGGAGUAUUUAAAGGCAUUGCACUAUUAUUUUUGUUUUCUAAAUAUAUUACUGGCAUUAACAAUAUAGUGUUUGCACUUAACUGAGAAAUUAAUAUUAGAUAUGCUAUCUUUGCAUCAAAAUACCCAAGAUGAAAAGAUUCUGCAACGCUGCUUUACCCCACCUCCCCCACCCCCCCAAAGCUGUCCAUUUUAUCCUAAGGUUAUCAAAGCAAAAAAAGUGUUUAAAUACAUACCGUAAUUUUAUUUUUUUGGCAAUACCCAUGUCUGCAUCACUCAGCUGAUUAGGACAGGAAUAUUAAAAUUAAAGGAAGCUAAAAGAGUUCCCUCCCCUAAAACAACAUCCACAUAGCUAAGUCAACAGACCAGACCAGGGAGGGAAACUAUUGAUUCUGAUAUGGAUAUUGGCCAGGAAAAGACAAUUAUGGUAAGUAUUUAAAAAAAAAAAAAUCUGUUUUCCUGGUUAAUCCAUGUGAGCAUAACCUGUGGGAUGUCCAAAGUUUAUAUGGGUGGAAAAAAAAAACGAUGACAAAGUAGUUGCCAAAAAAUUUUUAUUAAUGAGACACAUCAGCAUUUAGUAUUCCACAUUCAAAGGAGGAGGUAAGUGCCUAUGUGACCUCCAGAUGAUGGUGUCUGACAAAUGUGUUGGAUGAGGAUCAAGCUGCAGCCUUUUAAAUUUCAUCCAUAGAGGUAUCCACCGACUAUGCAGAGAUAGCCCUAGUAAAGUGAGCCUUGAUGCCCUAUGCGAUUGACAUCCCUGCGACUUUAUAAGCUCUUUUGAAUAGCAGAUUUAAUCCAAUGUUUGAUAGUAGAGACUGAAGCAGACAAACCUUUGUAGCAUCCAAAUGGAAUGAUGAAAAGUCUGUUUUUCUAGCUGCUUUAGUUCUAUUCAGAUAAAUUUUCAAUGCUCUCACAACAUCAAGAUUGUGCCAUAAAUUCUCUUCGUCAGAGAUUUGGGGAAAAGGAAUGAAGCACCAUUUCCUUGUUAAUGUGGAAUUUGGAGACAAUCUUUGUGAAGACUUCUGAAAUUGGGCAAAGCACUGUCGUAUCCCCCCAUGAAUUGGGUAAUAGGAACAUCUGAUGAUGCCUGAAUUUGAUGCUUAAAUGCAAAAGCAAUGGCAAUUAGGAAAACACAUCAGGGUCAUGUCCUAUAAAGAGGAGGAUUCCACACGUUCAAAUGGAGCUGUAGAGGAAAACCUAUUUCAGGGUCAUGUCCUAUAAAUAGAAGGAUUCCACACGUUUCAAUAGAGCACAGUAUGAAGAUCCCAGGCCUGAACAAAAAUCUUUAUAGGAGGGCAGAUUCUCAAAACUCCUCUCAUAAACUGCUUAAUAGUUGGGUCUUAAUCCCAUUGGGCGUUGUAAUUGCUGAGAAUGCUGAAAUUUGCACCUUAAGAUAACUCUGGCUUAAACCUUAGCCAUGCUUUUUUUUUAAAAUGAAUUUCAGUAAGUCUUGAAGAGCAACUGCACUUUCUAGAGGAUUUACAAGGUUGCAGUAAGAUUUCUAAAUGUUAUAAUAAACAUUGGAAAUGGUAAAUAUUCUGGAUUUAAGCAUUGUUUGUUUUGACUUUAUCUUACAAACAUUUAGCCUUUAGGAUAUCUUUUCAAUCACCAGGCCCUCAGCUGUAAUAAGUGUGUGUUGUUGUGAAGAAUCAGAUCUUGUGACAGAAGAAUCUUCCUGACUGAUAACUCAUGUGACAACAAAAGGAGUAAGGGAGGACGACCAAGGACUUUGAGGCCAGUGUGAAAGGACGACAAUCAUUUCUACUCCUCCUUUCUUCUUGAGAAUUCUUGGAAUUGGGGAAAGGGGGAAAACCUCUCCCGAAACGAAAAUUCCACCUUUGUGACACUGCAUACUGACGACGAGCUCUUAGAUCGAAUCUCUUUGGAUAGAACACUGGAAGUUGUUUGUUUGUGUAGAUUGCCAUAAAAUCUAUUUCUGACUUUCCCCAUUUGCUGCAUAUCAUCAGAAAAAUAUCCAUAUUAAAUUUAUAUUCCUCUGUAUAAUUGCGACUCAUUUUCCCCGGAAAAUGGAUUGCAGGCAGACCUCCUAUACUCUGUUGGGCCCAAACUAUGAUAGGUCUUCUUUCUUACAUCACCCUCUGACUUCUUGUUCCCCCUUGAUGGCUGUUGUAUGCCAUAGCCACCACAUUGUCUACUCGAAUGUUAUCCCAUAUUUUCUUUAGCAGAUGUUUGAAAGAAGGAAAAGCUUUGUAAAUUGCCCAGAGUUCCAGAAUGUUUGAUUGAUUGAAGGUUCUUCAUUGGCCAUAUCCCUUGAACCAGGUGAUUCUGGUACUGAGCACCACAACCUUUCACGUUGGCAUCUAUUGUAAUUUUCCACUCUGGUUUUUAUAAGGGAACCUACUUGUUAUUCUGUGAUCCUCUGUCAUUAAUGCACCCUACUUUAAGAGUGUGUGAGACAUAGUUGUGGUGGUAAAAGGGGUUAAAGUUCACUAUAUGUCUUCAUUAGACUGGAAAUGACAAAAUCCCCCUUAACAACAGCCACACUUAAACAUAAUAUAACACUUACUAUUUUAACGCUGCCACCACCAGGACAAUUUAUAAAUGGGGUGCCUUGAUCCCCCAGUUAGAUCAGUAAUAAAAACCGACUAAAUACAACUUAGCACAAUAUUUAAGGAAUUGCAAAAAUACUAAUUAGUCUCUUCAGGUAACGUGAUGCUUUACCAGACAAAGGCAGAACUUAAUAAAGGAAUAUUUAUUAUGAGCAAAAAAUAGUCACAGUGCAUACAAUAAUAUAGAUGACAAGCAAAUUAUUUACACCAACAACAGAUAAAAACAAAAGGGAUAAAAUAACAAAGUCCUAAUCACUUACUCAGCUCUUCAACUUAAAUACUUCUGCCCCAGGGGGUCUCUGGUAGGAAAGAUGGUGACUCACUUAGAAUUAGAUUCUGGCACCAAGCAAGUACACAGACAUUUCAGUAUCCUUGGGUAUAUACCCUUUGGAUUACCAUGCCUGGUCUAGAGGUGGAGUUAAGGUGUAUCUAUAGAGAUAAUGAAUGACCACCCCCUUAUGUUCCAGACCAACAUCAAUCCAAAUUCAAACAUUUUGGUUCUAUCUUCUCUUAUGUACCUGCCACAGAAAUAAUAAUUGCAUCUACGAAUGUGAUAAUAUUUUCCCAUUCUAUACAUAUGUCGUACACCUUACUUGCGACCCAGUGUGGUAGACAUCACAAUUCCUUCCCCUAUGGUUGUUAAACCAAUGAUGUUUGGACUUGUUUAGAAGAAGGGCUUGUCACAUUCCAAAUAUAACAAAAUUAGGCUUAAUUAUUAUUCUGUGGGUAAAUGUUUUUACUUUUAUUUAUGAUACUGGAACAAGGCUAAUGGCCAUUUAAUUAUCAGAGCUUGACACAUCAAUUAAGAAGUACAGACCAUAUGGCUGAGCCAGACAUUCCGGCUUUUUCAGUGUAGAAUCUCAAACCUUGUAGAGUCUUUGAGUAAUCAUCCAUUCAUAGGAUAAAGCCCUUUUCACAUUCCUAUACAAUUUACAUUACCCCUUCUGUAGUUGGGUCUUAAUCCCAUCUGACCUUGCAUACAAUCAAAUUAACCCCUUUUGACCUUGACAACAUUCCAUCUCUAUCAGGCAGGCACUACCCAAAUUACAUUAAAGGAUAAUAGUCCAUAGUGCAAUAACCCUAGGCGUGACACUCUAUCUAACAAUACAUUGUCUGCCUUACUUCUGUCAAGUAUAUAAAUCCAUGCCAGUUCUGUUCUGCUUCAUUCAAUUGACUCAAUAAGUUCUCCUAAACCAGUCUGAGGUUUCAGUGGACCUACCUGAUCAACCUAAUUGUACCGUAAAGGACAGGGUGCUGAGCAGACUCAUAUACUUGGUUGCCUACAUACUCCAAAGUACUAAUGCUGAACUGAUUUCCUCUAGUUGUCUGUUUAUCCUGCCUUCUGUUAGAGAAAUCAAGUUUGUCCUCUUAUUGAUCCUUGCUCAUAGGAAUUUUUUUUCCUGUAAAGAUUCUAGUUGGCUUUUUGUGAAAUUCACCAUGAUGCCAAAUUCCUGCAAUGUCUGAAUAACCAUAUUUCUCUGUAUUAGUUCCAUUAGGCAACAAUUUGCUAUUAAUAUAUCGUCCAGCAGAACUUGGACCAAAAUGCAUUCAUUGAAAUUGGUAAAGUUUGUUAAAGAUCAUAAAAAAAAAAACUUUUGUGUUGAUUGUAAUGUGAUAGUAUGCGUCUUGCAGGUCUACAGAGAUGAGCCAUUCUGAUGUUUUGAGUUAAGGACGGAUGGAUUGUAAGCUCUCCGUCGUGCAUGUUCUUUUCUUUAGAAAUUUGUUUAACUCCUCUAAGGGUAGUAUCAUUCUUCAGAACAAGAAAUUCUGGAGAAUAAAUACUUUGAAAUUUCUCUUUUGGUGGACCUGCACAGAUUACUUCUUAUAGAAGGUUUUUGAAUACAUUCUCUUAUAGGAGUUUCUUUUGAUCUUGAGGUCGAUGAUCUAACCAUGAUGUGCCUUGUACUUUUUAUUCUUUGAAUUCUAGAUAUUACCAGUUUCCUAGAAGCGAGAGAACCCAAUGAUCUGUGGCAUGCAAGGCCCAUAGUUUAAUGAAUCUUCCAAGGUGGGCUCCAACUGUGUUUAUCUGGGCCCUGCCCUAUCAGUAUGAACUUGAACCUUUUGAUGAUUGCCCUUGUUGUCAUUUCCAGUAGGGUGUUCUAGUGUAUUUUCUUCCUGGCUUAUAGGAUCUGGAGUCUCAAACUAAAGGUUGGCCUCUUUUGUGUCUUCCCCAUCGACCUGAAUACCUUUUUGACCCUUGUAUCUUGUGGAAGAGGUGCCGUUUUUUUUUUUCUUUCCGCUGCUUUUGAUAUGGCAUCAUCUAAUGGUUUCUAAAAAUUUCCCUUGCAAUAAAAGUAAACACAAAUUUGUUUUAGAUGAGUUAUCUUCCUAUGUUCUGAGCCAUGAUGCUUUUAUUGCUGCCACCACAUGUCCCAUUACUUUAUCAAUACGUUUGAUAAUAUCUACAGAUACUUCUGACAGAAAAUCAGUAGCUAAUUUCAAAUGCUAGGAAGUCUCUAAUAGUGUCUCUCUAUUUGUACCAUUAGCAAUGUCUUCACUUAAAACUUUAGAUAGUUUGGUUAAAGCAAUAGAGGGAUGAAUGGCAGCUCUUAGAAAAGUGUAUGUUUGUUUUUAUUACAUUUGUAUCCACGUUAGUUUUUCUACUGGAAGCCACACUGUCAAUGGGCAAAACUAUUUUCGUUGUCACUCUAAUAAUGGCAGCAUCCACUUUCGGUGCUGUAUUCAAAUUUUUUUUGUGUUAGCAGCCAAAAUGGGAUAUUGAAUUAAUAGUGUGUAAAUAAGUGCUUUUCUGGUUUCUGCCAUUCUGUUUCCACUAGUUCUUUAAUGGCUGAAUAUAUAGGAAAUGUUGCUUUUCUCUUUUUUGCGGGUCUGCAAAAUAGAUGUCUGACCUGUUACACCCACCUUUUAUCCUUUGGAAUUCUUAACGUGUCUUUAAUGAGUAUGAUAAUUGAAUCUACUGAAUUCCAAUCCAGACUGUAGGGCUAUUCCAUAGAUUCUACUUCUUCAGAAGACAAUUAUUCUUACUAGGCAUUAAUAUUAGAAUUGGAGCUGAAGAGGUCUUCUCUUGCUCUUGUGCUUAGUUUUGAGGAACAACUUUAGUCGACUCCUUAAUACCUGCAGCCACAGCCUUGGAAGUUAUGUCUGCCAAAUUAGCAUCAGCAGAGGUAGAUGUGCGUUAUAAGAGAUUAUAUAGAAGCAGUCUCUACAAAAGUCUUCCCUUCUAUUGCCAGAGAAGCACAGGCAUGACUUCUUUUCUUUCUCCAUUGUGUGCGAUGAUAAUUUCCUUACAGACUGUAGGGAAAUGUAUAUGGCCACUUUUAAAACAGUAUAGACAAUGGCAAUUAAUAUUAAUAUAGAGUCACAAAAGCUCACCUUUUACUGCUAAUUUUUUUUUCUUGAGGAAGAGGAAGCCACAAUGUAAGGUUGAUAUUUUUAAUACAAAAUAUUUAUCAAGCAUUAUAUAGUUAAAUAAAAUUAUAUUAUAAGUCAAAGGAAACAUGAUAGAAUAAAAAGUCUUACAUUUACCUUGUAGAAGAAAAAAACUUCACAAUCCAAAACCAGUAGGCAGAAAACAUUAAUAUUCAGUCUGGUCCACCUUUAAUAUCAGAGCCACCUUAAGAGCUCUUUAAAUAUUCACAGGUGACAAUACAUUUAGAUACAGAAACCGUAAGUUAGUCAUAAUAAAUUCCUCUAAGAGUGCUUGCACAUGUGCGGAGUGCUCCCAAAGACACUGGUCGCCAUCUUGGAAUACGUAGAGUCGAAUAAACACAGGAAACAAGUAAUAAGGGAAGCGCCCGAGAGUGGUGACACAUGCGUCCAGCGCUAUCCAGACACCGGUAGACAUCUUGGUCCUCCCACAAUGAUGAACAACCUGGCAAAAUACAUUUUAAGUCCCCAAUUUGGGCAAAAACCAGAUGAAAACUUGCAAGGUGUAAGUACAAGAAUACUCUUUGAUAAUAUAUGCCUAUAGCUUCCUUACCACUUCAGGAUAGACUGUUAAACUAUAGACAGGAUAUUAAAGACAUACCAGGAUCUUGAGUUAAUAUAAUCUAAUAUAGUAACUUUCAACCAAGGAGUCCAUAACUGAAUGGGCUGUAUCUGAGUUUUUCUAUAAGGAGAGAGGCUGAACUAUAUAUAGUUACCACUCAAAAUCUAUGGCAGGUGAAAAAUAUCUAUGUUGCCCAACAGCUGUAGGACUGCUGUUUUAGGGGAGGGGGACUCUAAUUAUUGCUUCCUCUAAAUGUAAUUUUAAUAAUCCUGUCCUAAUCACGUUUUAACCCAUAGGUAAUGCUGACAUCACCCCCUGCUCUUGGAUAAGUGCUGGGCUUUGCCAGUUGCCCAGCACAAUCACGGUGUGUAGGAGCUGCAGCACGAGAGGUAGUUUUCUCUUUCAUGCUGCAAUCACUCUGCUGAUGUCAGAAGAGGGAAUCCCUCUGAGAUGGAUUUAGGGUAUGUUUUCGUGGUGGGAUUAUGGUCCGGAUUAAAGCUUGGAUUAGGGGUUGCAUUAAGAGAAAAUGUAUACAUGUGGGGUAUCAUGGUUAUCGAGAACAGUAGGAGAAUUAAAAUAUGGGGUGUUUGCAAUAGUGGGAAACACAUAUUCUGUGAAUUUCCCCUAACGUGUUUGAGGGGAGGAGGGAAGAAACACCUAGGUAUGUGAUAAAAUGGUUUUUUAAAAAGUGUCAAAAUGCUCUUCAUUACAUAACCGGGGGGAUGUACUUUCUACCAUUUUGUGACCACUAUAAAGUUCUAAUCUCAGGAUGCCAAUUGUUUUCUUUAAGACCAUAAUUGUACUCCUUGAAGUAUUUUGUUUUAAAACUUCUAAAAAUGUAUUUAACUCCUAGACACAUAGGACAUAUUAACAGUCAGGACUAAUUAGUGAAUCCAUUUUGAGUUUUCUUUAGUUGCACUUGAUGUGUAGAAAUUAUUAAAUGUAUGUAUUAAUAUUCUAUUCCUAGUUAACAUUCCAAAGAAGGCCUAUUUUUCUUUUUAAAAAAGGAUUACAAAGUUAUAAUAAUUUAUGAAUGCAAAGACUUUCUGUGGCUGUCCAAUCACAUCUUUCCAAUGCAGCUCAAUGAAAAAACUCUGUGAGGUAGGUUUUCUGAACUAUUCCCUGCCUCUUGUGUUUAUAUAACCUGAUCUAAACAAACCAGGAAGCAACAUGACCUGUUGUCUGAUUGGCAGCCAGCGGAUUGCUACAAGGUAAAUGCAUAAUUAUGCAGAUUUCUUUUUAAAUCUGCACUUCUUGUAAAAUGAAAAACACAUGAAGCUCCUAACACAUAGAGCUGGAGUGCUUUAGGGGGUCUGGUGUUCGUAUUUUUUUUAUUUAUUUAUUUUUUUAUAUUAGGAUUGUAGACCUAAACGGAGGCAGAGAGUUUUUGCUGUUUGGUCCAUCAUAUUUUUUUUAUUUUUUUUUCAAUUCUGUUUAAAUUCCAAAGAAUUCACUUUUUAGUGAAUUGCCUUGACAGUGUGAAUAUCACAUAUUAAGGAGAGGUCAAUGCCAAAAAUAUUUUAUUUAUUUUAAAGUAAUGAACAACAUAAUAACUGGUUCAUAAAAAAGUCUGUAUAAACAAGGAACAUAACUUAAGAUCAAUAAAAAAAAAGUACGUGUUUUCUGCAAAUUUCGGAAACCAUGCAUUGGUGUACCUAUGUCUAGUAAAUGUAUUCCAUUAUGUGUUUUUUAAUUUGUAGGUCUGAUUGUGUAUUUUGGUUACGGCAUCUGGCACAGCAAAGAAAACUUGCACGACUCCAAGAGUCAUGGAGUCACAGCUCGUUAUGUUGUCUUUCCAAGCAGCAGUAUGGAAGAGACUGUUCAGCAGAUCCAACCAAACACACAGGACUCCAUGGGAAGGGCUGAGAUUAUUGAUGAUGAAACGCAAAAUAGAUGAUGGCUUUAAAAACGGAAUGUCUUUACAGUAAAAGGACUUCUAUGUAAUAGUGUAUCUGGGUCACAUGGAAUUUGUCAUCUGCACUGAGAAAUUAGAGAACUACUGAACCGUUAGAAUCUUUUUUUUUUUUUUUUUUAAGAGCUUUUAGAUGUUACUUGUUCAUUAUCCAUAUAACCAUGUCCUGAAACCAUUCUCAAACAAAAAAUCUAAUUUCUACAAACAUUCGGAUAUAGGAAACCAUUGUGGCAACACAAACUAAAAGAAUUAGGUUGUUAAAGCACAAAAAAAAACACUUUAACCGUGUCAGUGCCAGAGGGAUGAGCAACGCACCUCUCAAUUUAUAUCAAGCUUUCAAGCAUUGCAUUCCUGUACAAAUGUUAUAAUGUUUGAAUUACGUAUAUUAUUUAUGAAAUUGUAGCACUGAUGUACAGAAGAUUAAUGAGCAGACCUGCACUAAAUUGAUAAAAAAAAAUAUAUAAUAAACCGAAAAGUGAGCAUCCUUAUUUAUUUCUCAAAUAGUCUUUUUAAGGGCCACCAACCUUUGUGAUAGAUGUUCUUACAACCCACUGCUGAGACAGAAAUUGUUUGAAAAUAUUGCUCUCUCAGAAUUUUACUGUUCUUUUCUAUGUAAUAUUAUAACAUAUCAAGUUAAUGGUUACCAUAAAAGUAUGUUUGUUUGUUUUUUUUGUUUUUUAUUUCAAAUACAAAGUUUCUAAAUGUCAUACUAUAUUUUACAAUAAGCGUAUAUAUGCAGUGGUUUUAUCCCACAACAAAGCUAAUGACUGAUCUUUUGAAGUAGAGUAAUAGAAUACAGUGAUAAGAGGUGCACCAGUGCAAGGAUCAUCUAAUUAGAAAUACUCAAACAAAGAAAAAGAUGCUAAAUAGUAAGGUCCUAUACCCUAAAAGACCAAAUGACAUAGAAAAAAGUUCAUACGUAGAACAAUCAGUCAGAAGCAUUUCAACCCUUAAAGGGAGAGUAUAGUCACGAGAACCACCACCGCUGAAUGUAGUGAGUCUGGUGUCUAUAGCCUGUCCCUGCAGCCUUAAACUGUAAAUGCUGCGUUUUCAGAAAAAAGGCAGUGUUUACAUUGCUGGCUAGUUACACCACUAGUGGCCGUCAGUCAGGCCACAGUGUGCAGCACUGGCAUUCAGCAUGCAUGGAGACAUUGAAGGUUCUCCACAGAGAUGCAUUUCCAAUGGGAAAGCAUUGAUUGGCUAUGAUCAUCAAUGUUGAUGAUCUCAGCCAUGGAGGUAGGGCCAGCCACAUUGAGACCUGCAGGGAAAAAAGGUAAGUAAAAUCACCUUUAAGCUCCACGGAGAGGGGGGUCUGGAAACCUAAACAGUAAUUCCUGCACUAUAAUGUCAGGAACACAUGUUUGUAUUGCUGACCAUAUAGUGUUUCUUUAGUACCUCAUUCCAAAUGUAAUUUGGUUAUUAUAAGUGGAAAAAAAUGAUUGCCUUUUUUACACUUUAAAAAGGUGUGCUUUGGCUAUUGUAAUUUUGUUGAAGAGUAAUUUGGAAGAUUUAAAAGUUUCUUUAUCCAACAUAAUUAAAUUCAAAACUAUACUUUGAAUUACAGUUAAAAACAAAUCUUUCUGAAGAGACCCGUCCGAUAUGAUUUGCAUGGUAACCUCUUGCUUUCCACUGUGCAGAAAAGAUACUAGUCCUUGGUCUCUCUGAUGUUGUGUGCUUAAGCUGCCCACCCACGGAAUGCUAAAUGUUAAGUAACACUCCAAACUCCACAACAAACAAUGUUCAUUGCAUAUGUCCUAGUGUAAGAAGUCACUCUGUACCCGUCUAAUUGCACAGUGUUUCUUAUGACUACACCUAUUAGCAAGGAAUAGCUACCCUGCCCCUUUUCCUAAUCUGAUGUCAAAGAAUAUGUACUUCCUCGUUUGACAGAGAAAUAUUUAUACAGUGUGUACUCACUGUGUCAGGGUGUGCUGUGCAAACUCCUAAUACCCCUGUCCAACUCCCUAAGAGCACCCAAGGCACAGCUGCAAACUGUUAAUGGGACCAUUUGCUGCUGUGCAAUGGCUGCUGUCUUUUUAUUUAACAGUUCCACUUAUCAGGUUUGAAUAUAAUUUAAAUAUCCCUUUAAUUCUUGCUGGACAGUAGAACCGUAAAACAGACUCCACAGAUCUGAACAACAAGGUCUGGAUAAGAGGUCUGCAAUGGUCUUGCUGCCUGGCUAUGGUUCUGCAGGAUAACUGAGAACUUUAAAGGACCACUAUAGUGCCAGAAAAACAUACUCGUUUUCCUGGCACUAUAGUGCCGGGCUCUAGGGUGAGAAAGGGGUUAAAUGUACCUCUUUCUCCAGCGCCAGGCGGGGAGCUCUCCUCCUCGGCUAAAUGCGCAUGCGCGGCAAGAGCUACGUGCGCAUUCAGCCAGUCUCAUAGGAAAGCAUUAUCAAUGCUUUCCUAUGGACGCUGGCGUCUUCUCACUGUGAUUUUCACAGUGAGAAGCACGCAAGCGCCUCUAGCGGCUGUCCAUGAGACAGCCACUGAAGGCUGGAGUAACCCUAAUAUAAACAUAGCAGUUUCUCUGGAACUGCUAUGUUUAUAUAAAAAAGGGUGAACCCUAGCUGGACCUGGCACCCAGACCACUUCAUUAAGCUGAAGUGGUCUGGGUGCCUAUAGUGGUCCUUUAAAAGUGAAGCUUUUUCUUUUUAAUAUUUAAAAGAUAUAUAAAUGUAUAUUUACAUUUUCUGAUAAGUGGUACUCUAACAAAUACUAAUAUGUGGAAUGAAGUCUUUGAUUAAUUUGUACAUGAUAUUUAAAAAAAAACAAACCUUAAAUGUAUUGCUGCCUCAAAGGUUGGCAGUGUAAAGUAGUUGUUUAAAUGGACUCUUCUGCCCCAGUUAAACUCAGCUAUUCAAGAUGGAAGAUGGAGUCAUAGAGGCCAUUUGAUUAGUGCAUGAGCACUAGCCUCCCAAAGUUUCCCUACAGGGAAACACUGCAUUAGCUGAGAGGCAGAGCAGCAUCAUGGAGAAUAACAUGGUGAUGGCUGAAAUAAAUUAUACUCCCCUCUCAAGCACAUGGCACAUUUAGAAUAAUGCACAUAAAAGGGAGCUGAAUAUUGUACAAAUAUAGAGCUCGUUUGUAUUUUUCAAACCCCAAAAAAUCAAAUGCAGCAUAAAAUAUGACUUGGUAAAAGCCAAUUCUGAGAACUUGUGACAAAGUGUAACAAAUGAGUUGUCUAGGCUAAAACUGCAAAUAUCCCACCAGUCUCAGCUCUGGUUGGACCCUCCCAAUGUCAAUGGCAUGUUCCACUGUCCAGUGUUUUCUCCCUGGUGUGCCCCAAGGCAGGAACUAUCCCAGGAAGUGCACUGCAAUUAUAUUAAUGGACAUGCUGCUUACACUGUGCUUACUGUCUGAUGAUAGGAUGCAGUGCUCUAUAUAUAUAGUUGCCCCGAGUGGGGAUGGCCAGGGAGACUGUCAUUUAGACUGAUGUACCUUUAUUUCAGAUCUGCCCAUACUGAUCUCCACUGGGCACAGAUAUGAGAUUAUUCAGGGUGCCAUGAGAUUCUACAAGGAAUGCUUACAUUUUUGUGCAUUCAAUUCCAGCUGGAUAUAUUUUAACUUAAAAUAUACUUGAGAAUAUCAAAUGAGACAUGCUUGUUUUUUUUUUUUUUUUUUUUCUCUUUUCUUAAGGCAUCUAAGAUGUUAAUAUAGCUUUUUGCUUGUUACAUCCAUCCAGGCUGAGAGAGAAAACAAAUGGUAGGCAAAUGAACUGGCCCACAGGAUACAUCUGAACAAAUAAUAUUGAGGGUUAUAAUGAAAAGAGGAACGCACUUGUGAUCUAACUAGCGACUUCGCAUAUAAUCUGGGAAAUUCACCAGUAUAUCCGUUUCACCAAAAUACAACAUUGAUCCAAUUUGUUUUAUUUUAUUUUUUUUGUUAGAUUAAUUUAUUACAAUACAAUUCUUCACCAACCUGUAUCUGCCAUUAUGUGUACUGUGUGAAAAGUCACAAUGUGAAAAUAAAAAUUCAAAACUGUAAUAUA
This is a messenger RNA of Pelobates cultripes (western spadefoot toad), 37687 nucleotides long. Lineage: Eukaryota; Metazoa; Chordata; Amphibia; Anura; Pelobatidae. The record is from the annotation of a GenBank genome assembly.